AUGGAUGACACACUCAAAUUCCACAUCCGACACUCAAUCAAAGGCUGCAAAGCAUUGGACAUUUGUCGCCGUCUAGGCAAUGCAAUUCGAUACGCCCAAGCCGACCACCCUAGUAUGCCGCUAUCAUCCAACACAAACGAGCUGUGUUUGUCAACAAGUGUCCGCACCAAAUUGGAAGACAUUGAAAUAGCUCGAGCCGCAGGCGAAAACCAGCUCCGUGAUGUUGUCGUCAAAAUGUGCGACCGCUCCAGUUUUUCAAUAAAGUAUCCCACGCCAGAACGUUUGAUGAAUGUCAAAGAGGCAAUCACCAACCUUAACAAUGAAAUUGAGCUUUUUUGCAAACUGAUCGACCACUUGUCAACACAGUUUGAAGGACUGGAAACAAGCAAACGCUCCAAGGAUGCUCUUUCCCUUGAUCUAACUUUUGUGCCACAAGCAAUUUACAGUGAAACGGUGCUCAAAACGGCAGCUCAAAGUGGAGAACAACUCACUGAAACAGCUCUCGACGAGGCCAAAACAGCAGAAAGCAGCCCAUCAUCUUCAUCAUCAUCAUCAUUGGAAUCAGCAGAAACAGCAGUGGCCAAAUCGGCAGUUGCCUCCAUGAACGCGCUGAUGUUCAAUCUGACCUUCCAAAUGAAUCCCCACUACGUGAGCUACCUGCUCGACCUGGUUGGCUCACACCUGACGCCGCUUAAAAGUUACACUUUGGAGGGCGAAUUUGGCUGCGGCGGCCAGGGCACGGUGUACCGUGCCAAAGAACUGGACGACGGUACCGAGGGCGCCGGUGAAAAGACGUCUCGUCUCAUCGCUCUGAAGGUCAACUGCAUCACCCGGAACUCCUACCGGAGCGUCACCCGCGAGGUGAUGUUCGUCUGCAGAGAGGCGUCCAGCAGCCUGCAGCACCCCAACAUUCUCAGUUCACUGUACUGUUCGGUGUUUGCCGUCAAAAAGGACUACUUCAUGGCGCUUGCCUUUGAGCCGAUGUUCGACGGCAGUCUCGAUAAGUACGUUGAGUUCCACUGGCCGGAUCGUUACAUUGCCUGUGUGUUGCGUCAAGUCCUGCUUGCUCUAAGCUACCUCCACUCAAAAGGAAUAGUUCACAAUGACGUCAAAUCGGACAACAUUUUACUGAGCACUGGCACUGUGAAACUGGCCGAUUUUGGCAAAGCAAUGCGCCUGGCAGAGUUUGAGCCAAAUAUCCGUGGCACUCUACGCUGGGCAGCGCCUGAACUGAUCAGUGCCUACUUGAAAGGCGAUAAAACAAGCAACAGUUUUACCACUGCAGCCGAUAUUUGGUCACUGGGCGCAACACUGUACGAGCUACUAGAGGGCAACUAUCCCUUUCAUGUCUACAAUAAUUCUAUUCUCCAUGACGUCAUACCCACUCAGCGACUUGCUUUAACAAACAGUGAAAACCAUUCAAAUGCUGUCGUGCAAUUGUUUUCAUCAAUGAUUAAAAUGAAUCCAUCCAAAAGACCUUCAGCUGAUUUACUUCUUACCACCUCGUUCAUAAAUGAAACGUGUGAUCUCAACGAACUGGCUGAUUUUAUUGAACAGAAGAAAUUAGAAACAAAAUAA
Molecule: messenger RNA, 1578 nt
Organism: Rhagoletis zephyria (snowberry fruit fly)
Lineage: Eukaryota; Metazoa; Arthropoda; Insecta; Diptera; Tephritidae
Source: RefSeq, a predicted model, not a curated record